This is a messenger RNA of Nicotiana attenuata, 1254 nucleotides long. Its product is annotated as GDSL esterase/lipase At2g24560-like. Gene Ontology annotation, molecular function: hydrolase activity, acting on ester bonds. Bases 79 to 1152 code for a protein of 357 amino acids. The record is from RefSeq and is a predicted model, not a curated record. The transcript has 3 exons. Lineage: Eukaryota; Viridiplantae; Streptophyta; Magnoliopsida; Solanales; Solanaceae.
CCCAAGACUCCAUACUAGGAAUAUUACAAAAAAGAUAAACUUCAACAUCUAAUCUUCUUAGCUUAUUCUUUACCCCAAAUGGCAACAAUAGGUGCUUUCUUCUUCAUUUUCUUUACACUUUUGUUCUCAAAUAUCAUAACUAGCCAACCAAUACCAAAAUUCACAUCAAUUCUUGUAUUUGGAGACUCAACAGUGGAUACUGGAAAUAACAACCACAUACUUACUAUAUUCAAAGGCAACCAUCCACCCUAUGGCAAAGAUUAUCCAAAUCAUUCUCCCACUGGUAGAUUUUCUAAUGGAAAAUUAGUGCCAGAUAUAUUAGCUCUCUUAUUAAAACUCAAGAAAAAUGGUGUUCCUCCAUAUAUGCAGCCAGAUUUACCAGCAAAUGAAUUGCUUACUGGAAUUUGCUUUGCAUCAGCUGGUUCAGGAUAUGAUGAGUUAACUACUACUAUUUCUGGUGCAAUUCCAAUGAGAAAACAGUUAGAUUAUUUCAAGGAGUAUUUGAAGAAAAUUAAAGAAGUUGUAGGAGAGUGGGAAGCUGAAAGAAUAGUGAAUGGUGCUUUGGUUAUUGUUAGUGCUGGGACUAAUGACUUUAUUUUUAACUUUUAUGAUUUACCCAAAAGAAGGCUUCAAUUCAGCUUGAGUAAGUACCAAGAUUUUCUCCUAGACAAGCUGCAAAAUUUUGUGAAGGAACUAUAUGAUCUUGGAUGCCGUAGUAUUAUAGUAAAUGGACUGCCACCAAUUGGUUGCCUUCCAAUUCAAAUGACAGCAAAGUCUCCACUUCUUAGAACUUGCAUAAAAAAAGAGAAUUUUGAUGCUCAACUUUAUAAUCAAAAGCUUGAGCAUUUGUUACUUCAAUUGCAAGCACAUCUUCCUGGAAGCAAAAUCUUAUACGUAGACAGCUAUUCUCGUGUAUCAGACCUUAUCAACAAUCCACAAGAAUAUGGAUUUGAGGAAAUAAAAAGAGGGUGUUGUGGAAGUGGAUUACUAGAAGCAGGACCCUUGUGUACAAGACUAUCUCCACUGUGUUCAGAUCCUUCUCAAUACAUAUUCUUUGAUAGCAUUCAUCCAACUGAAUCAACAUACUACAAGAUUACUGACUACUUACUGAAGGACCUUCUCCAAAAAUUCUCAAGCAUUAACAGCCCUUGAAUUUUCUACAAGCUAUUUGUUAAAUUAUAGUUUGAGUUAUUUUAUUCAGCUAUUUCUUCAUUUGUUGCAAUAAAUAAAUAAGUAGACAGAUAUGCCUUGAAA